GCCGGUUCUUCACUCAUCAGUGGAUCGAGCGAACAGUUCAUUAUUUAGAUUCUGUAAACAUGAAUGUUUUCAGUCCAGGUUCCAAAGGUUUCUGAACAUCUCAGGUUUUCAGGGAGUUUGUUCCAGAGCCACGGAACAUGGAAACUAUGAACUUUAGAUGAUGAUGAAGAUUAUGUUUAUUUUAAAAAGGAUGAAGUACAAUACAGAACAUGCCAGAAUUAGUCAUGAGGGCUAGUUUGUAUCUGUGGUCCCUAAAUGUAAAGACAGUACAUAUAAACUGUCAGGAUCCUUCAUCAGAGCUACAUUUAAAACCAGAAAACAUCUGUUCAAAUAAAGACAUAUCAGGUAGGAGGCUUAAAAUAAAUAAAAAGCCAUAAAAUACAAUAAAUCACUAAUAGAAUACAUUAAAUUUACCUGAGUUAUUGGAGAAUGAUUUAACUUGUAUGUUCUUAAAUUUUCUGGUAUUUUAUUCCAGUCAUGAGAAGCUUUCACUGAGAGUAAGUUCUGACCAGAUGUUCUCCAUCCUGAAGGUUACAGCAAGGUCCGCUCUCAGUGGUUCUGCUGCUUGAAAGGCAAGACGUGCAAGAUUUUAAAGACCAGACACAGAUCUGCAAACAUGAUCAUAUUCUCUGGACUCAACAGAUGAUUCGUUAAAAUGCUGCAGUGAUGAUACCCUGCAAGCUUUUCAUCUAAGAUCUUUAUUGUGUGUUUGUGCAGCGUCUCUGCAGGCCUCAGGGUGGAUGAGUUAGUCUGUCCGCAGCUCGUUAAACACCAAGUUUUAUGAGAAUAAAUCGUUGACAUGGUAAGUUUCCUGUAUACGGCGAUUCCCUGUAUAUUCAGGAUGUAAACUGGUGGUUUUAAUAAAUGGAAAAUAUCUUCCUUUAGUUUUAAACAGGACAGGGUGACAUUUAGAUAAAAUAUUUUAACAUCAAACAACAAGAAAACUUUACUGUAAACAACCUAAAUCUGGAUAUGUCAUUGGAGCCGGCCCAAGGCAUAAGCCACUUUUUAAAAUAUUUGUUUACUCAGAAUAAGAAUAAUACAUUUGAUGGUUUCAGCAUAGAAUAAUGAAAAGAUUUAAAAUGAUUUGCUUUAUAAAAGGAUGUGAAGUAAUUCCAAGGAAGGUGGGAGGAGGACGACAUCUGCAGAGUUUUUCUAACCAUUUUAUUAAUACAGAAAAGGAGGAACAUGCAAAUUAACUAAUGAUUCAAUAAAGUUUACUUUAAAGACGGGUGCUUGGAUUUAUACCAUAAUACUAGCUGGUAUGUGAAGCAAGGUUACAACAGCAAUGUUAAACCAACGGAUUAUUUUGUUCCCAUAGUUACCACCUGAUGCUACCACUUUAACCUGUUCUUUGUGUUUGAGCUUCAGUUUGAUCAUAUAAGCUCAGCCAGUUAGACCUGGCAUCGUCUCCCAGAUUCCACCAAGCAGAUGUUAGUGGUGAUGAUGUUCUGAACAGGAAGAGGGGCCCCAAAUCAGACUCUGCUUAAGCCCCCAUACAACCUUGGGCCAGCCCUGGAUGUGUUAAUGCUCAGAUCAUAUUUAAAGCUCUAACGACCUUCCAAACUGGCAAAUACUGGUUUUUACUUGGAGACCAUCUUCUCCUUCAGAUGUUUUCUUCAUGAGAUCAUUUAAUUAUUGAUCAGCCUGUCUGAUUAUUUUAUAAACUGAUUAAACGUUAUAUUAUCUGCAGGUUAGGACUAUAAACCAUCUUUACAUUAAUGAAUGUGAGGUUUUAUUCUAUUUUCGGGGCUUUAUUUUGCUCAGACUGGGGGUGCAGGCUCUUCCCUCCCCCUUCCAGAGGACAAAGACUAAAAUGGGUCAGACUGAGGAGAGCAGCAGCAGAUCCUGCGCACCAUCCACCAUCAUCAUCAUCAUCGCCACCAUCCGAAGGCAGAGAGCAGCUGCAGGCCGCCUUUCGGGCUCUCUGUGCGGGGACAUGUUGCUGCUUUCCUCUGCUGGAUCUUCCUGCUGAGCCGCGCAGUUUAUUCCCACUGAUUCCCGGUGAACAAUCUGGAAUUCUCCUCAUUCCUGCCUCCGCUUUUAUUUGGAUUCCAACAUGUCAUCCUGGGAUGGCUGACGCCGCUAACUGGGACUGAACUGGUUUGAGUGAUUCCGAGCUGCUGGAUUCCUCCAGCUUCCAGUUUAACACCGACUCAUCUGCCCCCACACUGACCGACGGAGGACAAUGGAGGCCGGGCUGAGCUGAACGGAGUGCCCGUUGACCGUUCAGGAGCUCAGAGAGUAGAAGAAGAAGGAAGCUGCAGAGGAACUCACUGCUCUCUGUUCUUCCUCUGCAGAACCUCAACUGGACCUGUGUUCUGUGGCCUUUGUGAUCCCAGCAAAUCGCUGCAGCUAUGACUCUUCCAACCGACCUUCGACCUUUGCCCGGGCUGCUCGUCUCUGCCGUCUCUCUCGUGAUGGUGUUGAUGACACUUCCUGCUUUUGCUCUGGGACCAGAGACGUGUUUCUCCAGGCAGCAUCAGGGCACCGCCGUUAUCGUCAAACAGGCUCUGAACAGACAGGCGGCGGCCAUGAUCGCCCGGACGGUCCACUCAGAGAGGGACUGUGUCCUAGCCUGCUGCUCCGAGGAGGUCCUCACAGGUGCUCGGUGCAACAUGGCCGUGUUCAAAGGCAACAAGCCUUCUGCUGAAGACAACUGUCUCCUCUUCCACUGUCCCACUGAGUUGGACUGUCCUCUGAUGAAAGCUCCUGAGGGCAGCAACACCUAUGACAUCUACAAAGGUUUAAGUCAUCCACCCACACUAAGACCUGUCACCAUGACAACCACUAUACAGACUACCACCACCACAUCACCACCAACUACACCAACAACCACCCUAACCACCACCACAGCUAGCACACCAACCACAGCUCAGGCACUGCCCUCCCCCACAGAACCUCCCCCACCCUUCAUCAUCAUUGCCACAGUGCCUGUAGGUAUUCCACCAACCCCCACCACUACUACAACCCCAACAACCACCACCAUGGGGCCUUCUGCUACCUUCACCUCGAGAAAACCCAACAAAACCAGCAAGAAGCAAAACAAAACCAUCAAGAAAGGAAAAUCUCAUCCAUCCAUCACCACCACCACCACCACCCAAACAGCUCCGAGCUCCACGACAUCACUUCCUGCUGAAACAGCAAGAAAAGAGGUGGAGCAUAAAAAUACUAGCAUUCCAGAAACAACAACUGCAGCUACAACCACCACUGCAGCUCCAACCUUCAAGACCACCAGUACAACCACUACAGCGUCCGCUACUACAACCACCAUCCCCAUGUCUAGCACCACUCUUCCUACAACCACCAUCACAACCACCACAAGUCCAACUACAACCACCACCAUCACUACAACCACCACGACUACCACUCAAUGUACCACCAGCACCUCCACCGCCGAACCAACCACCACAGUAAUGGCUCAACCCCCGAGUCUGAUCUUCAUUCCCAAAGACCCCCUUCAAUCAGAUCCGGACCUCCAGCCUGGUCACACCCACCUAAACUCCAGCUCCAGCCGGGGGAAAGUGGUGGUGGCAGCACAGGGGGCCCUGAAGGGUGGUGUGGUGGCCUUCAUGGUGCUGGGACUGGCCGUACUCACGCUGGCCCUGGCUGUGGGCGGCCGGAAGGCCAUGGAGUCCUUCGACCGGCGACAUUACACCAGACUGGAGCUGAACGACCUGCACUAUGAGAUUUAAGUAGGGAAAUCAUCACGUCUGCUUUAUUUAAGGUUGUUUAAGUUCUUAGCUGCACAACUCUGGAUUGUCUGCUCAUGCUUUGUUUACAAGGCGGCAGAGAAUCCUGCUCUGUGAUUGGUUAGACUCGGUUUGUUUACUUUUACAGUUCUCUUGAAACAGUUUGUGGAGCACUAUUCACUUGUUUGUUUAAAUUAGGUACCACCCACCCUACCUGAUAAAAGUAACACGCACAGAUUGUAAUCAUUACAAAGAAUUUCAUUGGACUCAGAGUUAAUCCCCGCCCCCUGAAUACAGGAAGUGUUUUCAGAUUCCAGCAGGAAUGGAUGCAGAAAAUCUGUUCAGUGAUUUUUAAGGAUUUAAAAGAUGAAGUUUACUGAUGAGUUGGAUCAGAUCUGCUUUAAUGGGGACUUUAAACAGGAACAAACAAUGCUUUUAUCUCUGAUUAGUUUAUUGAUCUGACCUGUGCAGUUCUAAUAACCAACAUAAGGUGUCGUCUUUUUCUCUGUUAAUUCAGUUUUUUUACUUUUAUGGUCUUUCCAGAGUUCCUUUACAUCAUUAAUGUUAAACUGGAAAUAUUUUAAUUUCUGAACAAAGUACCUUAAAAUAAUGUUUUUAAAUUUAUGUAAAAAUAUUUGUUAAUUUCUGAUAAGGAACCAAAACUCUGAAAAUACCUAUUUUACUUUAUUUUGGUGAUUUAAAGGAAUAUUAAGUAAACUGAGACCAUUUAUUUAUUUAUUGAUAAAACUAGUUCAGCUUCCAGAGGGAAUGGAUGGGGAUGGAAAUGGUUUGCUGUUGGUUUACUGACACAUUUAGCCACCAGGGGGCGCAUGUGAGUGGGUGGGCUUACAGAUCAUCCAACGAGCCAAUGCUUUAACCAUUGGUAGGUAGGUAUUUCAAGUUAUUUUUUAACCAUCCUUGUGACUACUGCUACUACAACAAAGAUUAUGAGUAUAUUGAGGCAUCGGGAUUAAAAAUAGUGUGACAUGUUAGUGGCUUUUAUGUAUCAGUUGCUGGACAGGAAGUAGGACAGAGAGAGAAGGGGAAGACUUGUAAAUGGCCCAGGGGUGGAAAUCGAACCCAAGACAGCUGCAUGAGGAUUGUAGCCUCAGCAUAUGGUGUGCCUGGUGUACCACUGAGCCACACGAUGCCCGACUAUUAAAUAUAUGCUUUGACUCCACAUAUGAAGCUUGACUUCCUGUACAUAUGUUUGAGACUCUUAUUUUGAAGUAAGAAAGGAAGUAGAUCUGGAGUUGGCCUGUUGAGUAUGGAGUCAACUCACUUACAGGAGCAGUAAAGACUCGGCCUGUCAGGAGGAUUAUCAACUCUUUCUAAACACUGAGAAUACUGGCUAACUGUUAGCUGCUAACAGUGCUAAAGUUAGCUGCUUACAGAGCUAAAGUUAUCUGUUUAGUCCUAAAGUUAGCUGCUUACAGAGCUAAAGUUAUCUGUUUAGUCCUAAAGUUAGCUGCUUACAGAGCUAAAGUUAUCUGUUUAGUCCUAAAGUUAGCUGCUUACAGAGCUAAAGUUAUCUGUUUAGUCCUAAAGUUAGCUGCUUACAGAGCUAAAGUUAUCUGUUUAGUCCUAAAGUUAGCUGCUUACAGAGCUAAAGUUAUCUGUUUAGUCCUAAAGUUAGCUGCUUACAGAGCUAAAGUUAUCUGUUUAGUCCUAAAGUUAGCUGCUUACAGAGCUAAAGUUAUCUGUUUAGUCCUAAAGUUAGCUGCUUACAGAGCUAAAGUUAUCAUCUGCCUUAGAGUUUCUUGGUGCUGCUAGUUUACUGUUUUUUUUUUUUCCAAUCUGGACUGGAUUUGAUCAAAUCUGACUGAAAACCUGAAAUACUCAGACUAAUUAAACCUGAACUGGAUAAUGAUACACAGAACAGAGAUCCAAACUAAGUUUAGGAUUUCUAAAACUUUUAUUCUUCAUGAGAAAACACAAAGGAAUUAGGGUGCAGCAGUGGCACUGGGUAAAGUGCAUGAUUUAUGUACAGACACUACUGUCCUGGAUGCAGCCGUCACGGGUUUGUGUCCCGGGCCAUUGACCUUUGCUGCAUGUCCUUCUGUUUCUCUCUUUACCCCAUUUCCUAUUGGUCAACUUACAAAUAAAGACCACUAUUGCCACAAAAAAAAAAACAAGGAAUCAGAAAUGCAUAAAAGCCAGAACACAUGGACGGGUCAAACCUGGGUUGGAUUUUUCUACAUUGAUUACAGGCCGGUGGUUUGUGAAACAUUUACUCUGUUUAGUUAGAUUUGUUGGUCAUGGAAGUUAACUCGUGAGAACGUUUGAACAUCUCCAACAGUAACUGCAAGCAGAACCGAAUUGACAAGUUAACAUGUUUUUUUUUUCUGACUAGUUACUUAAAUAAACAGUAACUAUCAUACAACUAGUUAAGACUUUUGAAUUACUAGUGAAGCACUUUGACUGAUUUGAACCAAAAGUUUCAGUACUUUGUAAAAAAGCAUCCAAACAAUCUAACAUAUUUCAAGACAAAAAUCACACCCAUUAUUAAGGUUGUAGAAUGUAUACAUAAAUCACUUACCAUACUGGACGACACCCACACACCCUGUCGAUGGUACCUGUAUUUAGACGGGCCAGGCAGAGCUCAUGGGGUUCUGUGAUGAUCAGUUACUUUUGUAAGACUUUAACCCUUGACAAGGAUGCCAGUCCAUCACAGGCCAACACAGGGACACGGAGGACAGACAGCCAUGCACACACACAUCUACGGUACACUUGGAUUAUAUAGAUUAAGAUAACAUGCAUGUUUUUGGACUGUGAGAGGAGACCUGGGAACCUGAAGAGAACCCACACAUGCUUGCAAAGAAAUGUACAAAUUCCACAAGAGCCCAGGUGGGAUUCAAACCCAAACCUUCUUGCUGUAAGGGAAUAGUUCUAACAGCUGGACCACCAUGCAGCUCUUAGAUGUUCCAGCUCCUUAUAAACAAAAUCAUUUCCAACCCCUUCACUGAUCUUUACCUGCAGAGUGUUCCUUCAGACAGCUGAAAUGUUGUCAGCGAGUGGAUUGCUGAUCUGCCCAGUUUGUAGGAUUUGUUCCUAAUAAUAAAUAUUAACAUUAUAUUAGUUGGAGCUAGUUUAGUGAGGUUCUUUAAGUUGUUUCUGGACACAUGUUGAGAUCUGAAGGUGUGUUACUUUCACAAACAGGAGAAACCAACAUGCAGCAGUGAAGGUGUGCAGUCCAACAUCUUCAGCUGUCUGAGACUCUCCUUUACAUCACCUAGUUGGAGGAAAGCUCUGAGUUGAGUUGUGUUCUGUGAGAGCAGCACAUCUCCUUCAGUGUUUCAACACUUUGGCUCUAUGAUGGAUUUAUGGUCCAGUUUUGAUUUUACUGUAAAUGUUCAUGCUGAAUUGCUUUGCAGCUUCACCCUCAAAAAUGAUUUAGACUUUUGGAUGUGAACCUGCCCAUGGCCUCCAGGUUCCUUCGUGAACGACUGAGGAGGAAGACCAGACAGCAAUACUUUUACUCAUCAACACUCAGGAAACUUCUCUUGUGGAGAACCCUGAUGGAGAUCAGAACUCACCGUGCACGCUCCUGCAUGUCCUUUCCACCUGCCUGGGCCUGUGGUGACCUCUGAACCCACAUGCUCACUGUAGAUGUCACAAUCACCAUGUGUUUUUGUAUUUUCACCACACAAGGAUUCCAACCUUGGAUGCAAUCCUUUAUAAACUGAUGCACUCUUGUAUUGUGAGUUUUUGAUAACUAUGAUCAGCUUCUUUAAAGAUAUCUGAUUGAUUUUCAUAGCUCAGAGGACACUGGCACCGCACUAUUUUCUUAUAAUAAAGGUAUUUGUAUUGGAUGUGUGUUUUAGACCGCAGACAGGCUGCUGCUGCGGCACCUCUCCAGCAGGUGGCAGCAGCAACCUGAUAACUCAGUUUUACUCUUAAUUACUGACAUGGAUGGUGAUAGUUUGGUGCCGUUUUGUCAAGUGAUGCUUUCACAUAACUUUGGAAUUUAAUGUUUUGUUGUAAAGAUUAAAAAACUUGUGAUUUUUGA
This is a messenger RNA of Girardinichthys multiradiatus, 7701 nucleotides long. RefSeq names its product MANSC domain containing 1 (gene mansc1). Bases 2358 to 3695 code for a protein of 445 amino acids. The transcript is spliced from 4 exons. Lineage: Eukaryota; Metazoa; Chordata; Actinopteri; Cyprinodontiformes; Goodeidae. The record is from RefSeq and is a predicted model, not a curated record.